AAUCUCCUCCGUAAUGAAAAGCGUAGCGUAUCUUUUCAGCUCAUGGAGCUGAGCUGCUGGCAGCAGAAAAGCAGAAGAAAGGAAGAAAGCUCUCUCUCUCUCUAUCUGUCUAUCUAUCUAUCUCGCUCGCUCGCUCUCUUUUCAAGGAGCUGAAUUAAUGGGGAGUGGAAGGAGAGGGAGAAGAGAGAGAAGUCCAAACGCUGGAGCUUUCUUUGUAGCGACUCUGCUGCUGUGGGUUGUGUCUGUGGUGUUUGAGAUAAUGUUCAACAGAAGGACAGAGCUGCUGCCUGUGGUUGGAGGCUUCUGUUUCUUCCAGGCAUCGAACUGGGUCAUACGUUUCGCCCUGUCCACAGACCCGCUCUUUGUCAAUACUGCCGUUUCUCUGCUUCACUCCACCAUCACUUCUCUUUCGGUGGUUAGCAUUCUGAUUAACGAGUGGAUGAAUAAUAGUCUGAGUGUGAUGUUCGACCACUCACGGUUGUUCAGCAGCACGUGGCCGGGGGCAUACACAGCAUUAUGCUUUUCUUGUGGUUACUUUGCAUAUGAUCAAUGGGACAUGCUCCGUUACCGGCUUUACAGCGGUUGGAUUCCUUCCAUCCUUGUACAUCAUUUGGUGCUGCUCGUUUGCUUUACGCUGGCUCUGUUUCGGAAUGUCACUAUCAACUACCUUAUUCUCACUCUUGUCUGUGAGCUGCAUUCUAUCUUUCUACAUGUGCGGAAAGUUCAACGGAUGGCUGGAGUACGGGACACGAAGACCAACAUUGUGAGAGCUGAGUGGGUGGCGAACUGGGCUGCCUUCUUCAUAGCGAGGCUUGUGUGCCACAUUCUCAUCACAUACAAACUCAUAAGAGAUGCACCCAAGUUUGGAAAUGGUGUCGAGCUUCCACUCGCCCUUCUUGGGAUGGUGGGAAUGAACGUGCUCAAUGUAUUUCUUGGGCUUGAUCUCUUUAAAGCUUACAGGCGGGAGAAGAACGGCCCGCCUAAUCAUCAGGAGUGAAGGAAAGGAGGUAGUUAUCUUUCUCCUCAUGAGGCUAUUAUCCUUCUUAAUUAUUCUUUGUAUUUAGCCCAGCAAUUCUUUCCAUGUGAACAAUUGCAGUUCCACAGAUCAAAGGCUAUGUAUGCUUGUAACUUUUCUUCUGUAAAAAGAAAAGAGAAAAAAAAAAGAAAAAAGAAGGUUUAAUGUUGUUCUGUUCA
This is a messenger RNA of Magnolia sinica, 1194 nucleotides long. RefSeq lists its product as uncharacterized. The record is from RefSeq and is a predicted model, not a curated record. The transcript has 3 exons. The coding region runs from base 158 to 997 and encodes 279 amino acids. NCBI's taxonomy places the organism in Eukaryota, Viridiplantae, Streptophyta, Magnoliopsida, Magnoliales, Magnoliaceae. Gene Ontology annotation, cellular component: plasma membrane. Gene Ontology annotation, biological process: plasma membrane organization; membrane assembly; phospholipid homeostasis.